Messenger RNA from Vitis riparia (riverbank grape), 1350 nucleotides. Its product is annotated as mitochondrial uncoupling protein 2-like. The transcript is spliced from 10 exons. Lineage: Eukaryota; Viridiplantae; Streptophyta; Magnoliopsida; Vitales; Vitaceae. Gene Ontology annotation, molecular function: oxidative phosphorylation uncoupler activity. The record is from RefSeq and is a predicted model, not a curated record. Gene Ontology annotation, biological process: mitochondrial transmembrane transport; mitochondrial transport. Gene Ontology annotation, cellular component: mitochondrial membrane. The coding region runs from base 88 to 999 and encodes 303 amino acids.
ACUAACGACCUCAACUUUGGUGGGAGGAGCAGAGCAGCAGAUGCAGAAUUUGCUGCCUUCUUUUCAGCCAUUUUCCUGCAGUUUCCGAUGUCAGAUCUCAAGCAUGCAACUGAGAUUUCAUUCGCCGGAACCUUCGCCUGCAGUGCUUUCAGUGCUUGUUUCGCUGAGCUCUGUACUAUUCCCUUGGACACUGCCAAAGUAAGGCUUCAGCUCCAAAAGAAAGGGUCUACAGGAAAUGAAGCGGGUUUACCUAAAUACAGGGGCAUGUUGGGUACUGUUGUUACUAUUGCUUUGGAAGAAGGUUUGGUAGCACUUUGGAAGGGCAUUGUACCGGGGUUGCAUCGCCAAUGUCUAUAUGGAGGUUUAAGAAUUGGGUUGUAUGAUCCUGUUAAGAUCUUUUUUGUUGGCAAUGAUUUUGUUGGAGAUGUCCCUUUAUUCAAGAAAGUACUUGCUGCACUGAUAACUGGAGCAAUAGCAAUCGCAGUCGCAAAUCCUACUGAUCUUGUAAAAGUUCGGCUUCAAGCUGAAGGAAAAUUGCCACCUGGGGUUCCAAGGCGUUACAUGGGAGCUUUGGAUGCUUAUUAUACAAUAGUGAGACAGGAAGGCCUAGCAGCUCUAUGGACGGGGCUUGGCCCUAAUAUUGCCCGGAAUGCUAUCAUAAAUGCUGCUGAGCUAGCCAGUUAUGAUCAAAUAAAACAGACGAUUUUAAAAAUUUCAGGGUUCACAGAUAAUUUAUUAACUCAUCUCCUAGCCGGCCUAGGUGCAGGUUUUUUUGCUGUCUGUAUUGGUUCUCCUGUUGAUGUGGUGAAAUCUAGAAUGAUGGGUGAUUCAACCUACAAAAGCACUUUUGAUUGUUUCUUCAAGACUUUGAAGAAUGAGGGACCUUUUGCUUUUUAUAAGGGGUUCUUUCCAAAUUUUGGGCGACUUGGAUCUUGGAACGCGAUCAUGUUUCUAACUCUGGAGCAAGCCAAAAUUUUUUUCAGGAGGGGGGUAGCAUAGAAUCACUUUUCCAAGUUUAAGUGUUGGCAUAACCGAAGACAACAGCUUUUGCUUGUGAUUGCCUCCACCACAGUUGAAGAUUUUUUUUCAGAGAGGAUAAGACAUUGUUUCCUGCCAUUCUUCUUUCCAUGCUCCGCUUCAUAGGUAAAUUAUUGUCUUUUAAAACUGUCGGUAGUUUCCUACAAAGUCAGAAUCAAUUGAAUACCUAUAAAAAAAUACACCCAUUUGUGGGGAUACAAGCUCUUCAUCGCAUCCCUGACGUUACUAUUUCAUAAUCCUUUUGUAUCAUCUAUAUGUAUUCAAUAGUUCUUUCAUGAUGAUUACAUGGCAUUUUGGUUUCUCAUUGUGGAA